CUUAGUCAUUGUGGCCUCUGUCGCUAUGCUCGUUAGCCGUGCGUGGAAUAUCCCUGUCAGGUGGGAUGGGCGGACUUUGGAGCAAUGUCAUAGGGACAUGAUGUCAGCAUUGAGAAACAGGUUUGGCCGUCGUGCCUCAGGUGAUCGGAGCUGUCUAGCGCAACUGGUUCAUGCUCCUGACUGGAAUGAUGAAGUGAAUCGAUGGGUCGAAGAAACUCAAGACCGUUGGAACGCCGAAAUGAAGCGCCUUCGGGAAGAAAUGUUCUCCCUGGUGCCCAUGGACUUAUUUGGAGUCAGUCCAAGUGAUUUCUUCGAACCGUAUGGCGAUGUGCACUCUGUACUCAAUCGCAUGGAUCAUCAAAUGCGUGCACUGACUCAACACAUGGAACAAGAGGCCAAUCAGGCUGCAUCAACAGAAGGAGGAAAGUCGGGACCGCUGGCUCCACGGACUAGUAGCAGCUCGCUUGAUUUCCUCAAAGACGCCUAUCAACUUGGUGAAGAUGGCCGAGUUCAUUUCAAGGUUCGAUUCGAUCUACAGGGCUAUGGGCCGGACGAUAUCAAAGUGUCCACAUCUGACAACGGUGUGACCGUGCACGCGAAGAAGGUUGUCCAAACCGAUCGGGCUUUAAGCAGUCGAGAGUACUCCCGAACAAUCUACAUACCCAAGUCGGUUGACAAGAAUCAACUGGAGUGCCAUCUUACCGAAGACGGUGUGUUGAUGCUUGAAGCUCCAGUGAAGACGGCGGACUAUAAGUCGAUAACUUUCGACCGUGAUCGCCAGUUAAGCAUCAAACCACACUCGGAGACUGAGGUCGGACAAAAGCGAAAAUCCGAAGAUGCAUUAGCCAUCCAACCAACUGGUGUUCUCGGACCAACUGUUCUAAAGGACGACAAGUCUGGAGGCGAAAAGUUGCAUGUGGAGAUCCCAGUCGACCCGGAAUUCACUGCCGACGACUUGUGUGUACGAAUGGACGCAAACCGCGUAGUGGUAUCCGGUAAAAAGAAGACUGUGGAUAAAACUGGCAAUUCGAGUAGCACCUUUAUCAAGGAGUUUUCACGUUCAUAUGAUGUGCCACAAACGGUUGACACGUUCUCUGUCAAUGCUCAGCUGCAGGGGGGCAAACUCUUGGUAGAGGCACCCUUGUUGCGUCCUUCUACUUCACAAUAAACAUUUAAAAUUUACUCAAUUACAUGCAUAAGACUUUCAUUCUUUUGCAAUAUAUCCUUUUGCGUACAACGCAGCUUCGUGUCUCCGAAGUUCCGUAGAUGUUAGUACGUGAAGCGAAACAACUUUUCUGCUGUAAAUACCAUAUAGGUGCUAUUAUCGGUCUUUUUAUAACGAGGAUGAUCAAGCGCAUUGGCGACUUCAAUGUAAAAAGGUCCCCGGAAGAAUUAAUUCCCUCUGCUUAGGUUCAUUUCUGUUAUGACAUGCGGUGCUCUCUCCUAGACUUUCGGAGUGGGAGUGAUCCGUUCCCCUGUGAGUAUACUAUUCUCUCGUAAAAUUAGCAUUCUCUUGGGCGAUGUUUAGCACUAGUUUUUUGUACGAAAAU
Opisthorchis viverrini is the source of this 1550-nucleotide messenger RNA. RefSeq lists its product as hypothetical. Lineage: Eukaryota; Metazoa; Platyhelminthes; Trematoda; Opisthorchiida; Opisthorchiidae. The record is from RefSeq and is a predicted model, not a curated record. Gene Ontology annotation, biological process: protein refolding; response to heat. Bases 26 to 1168 code for a protein of 380 amino acids. The transcript is spliced from 5 exons. Gene Ontology annotation, molecular function: protein folding chaperone.